Messenger RNA from Patiria miniata (bat star), 1066 nucleotides. RefSeq names its product scavenger receptor cysteine-rich domain superfamily protein-like. The record is from RefSeq and is a predicted model, not a curated record. Gene Ontology annotation, biological process: protein ubiquitination. Lineage: Eukaryota; Metazoa; Echinodermata; Asteroidea; Valvatida; Asterinidae. Gene Ontology annotation, cellular component: membrane. The transcript has 4 exons. Gene Ontology annotation, molecular function: metal ion binding; ubiquitin-protein transferase activity. Bases 70 to 1029 code for a protein of 319 amino acids.
GAAUCUCUCCAAUACUGCUUACUUACAUCAUUCGACGGACAAACAUUGAGAGGGAGUUCCUGCUACAAAAUGGGUUUCAUCUGUCCCAACAUUGCUGUGUGGAUGUUGUCUGCAGUCAUUUACCAACUGUGCUCCGCCCAUCCCAUAAGUGAAGAAGGUCCACCAUUCAGCGAAUCCAAGAUAGCCAGACUGUUUACGAUUGGUACCAGGGUGGUACGUGGACCAGAUUGGCAACAUGGAAAUCAGGACGGUAAUCCGCCUGGUGAGGGUAGCAUCGUCACAGAACUCAGUAGCGGCAACGUUUACGUGUUAUGGGACAAUGGGCACAGAAAUAUUUAUCGAAUGGGAGCAGACGGGAAGUACGACCUGAAACUUGUUGAGGAUGCACCUAUUCGUUUGGUUGACGGGGAUGACGAACUCAGCGGUCAAGUGGAAAUCAAUCACGACUGGACCUGGGGAACAGUAUGUGACGUCAACUGGGACAUCCCGGAUGCCAUGGUCGUCUGUCGUCAGCUCGGCAACUUCUUAGAAGCUGUGGAGGUCAAGACGGGAUCGUUCUACGGAGAGAGCGAGCGACCGAUCGUGAUGAACCGUGUGGCGUGUCGAGGGACGGAGAGUCGGUUGGCUGACUGCCCGUUUGUCUGUACCAGCUCUCGUCCCUGUAAUACCUCACAAGUGGCCGGGUUGGUUUGCCGACCAAAACUCAAUACGGUUCGGUUGGUUGGCGAUGAUUCGAACGCCGCCAGCGGACGCGUAGAGAUCUACCGUGAUGCGACCUGGGGGACAGUUUGCGACAACGACUGGGACACGGAUGACGUCCAGGUCGUCUGUCGUCAGCUGGGAUUCUCCGGGGCUGUGGAAGCCAAGUCCGGGGCUCACUUCGGCCAGGGGGAGGGGCCAAUCCACAUGGAGGGUGUGGCCUGUGAUGGGUCUGAGAGUCAACUGGCUGACUGCCCGUCUCAUUGCUGGGAGAAACCGGCAUGUAGCCACGCCCAAGAUGCUGGCGCCAUCUGUCGUCGGGAUGAAUAAGGCAUGAAACGGUUAUCACGGCUUCAGUUAUAAACAU